CCAGCUUCUCACGAGAACCAGCAACAACCGUCUUUGGAGCAUCACCAAGGCAAUGAUUCCAAGAAAGAAGGUUCAUCAGCGCUAGCUUCUCAAGAGAACCAACAACAAUUGUCUUCGGAGCCUGAGCAAGACGAGGAUUCCAAAAUAGAAGGUUCACCAGCACCAUCUUCUCAAGAGAACCAACAGCAAUCGUCUUCGGAACGUCAGCUAGACAAGGAUUCCAAGAAAGAAGGUUCAUCAGCGCCAGCUUCUCAAGAGAACCAACAUCAAUUGUCUUCAGAGCCUCAGCAAGACGAGGAUUCCAAGAAAGAAGACUCAACAAUGCUAGCUUCUCAAGAGAAACAACAACUGUCUUCAGAGCGUCAGUCACAGUCCCUGGAUAUUCGUAGACAUCUACUUCCAGCAAUUACCAGUCAGCGGGUGGACGAUUCCAGUUCAGACGAAGAAAACUUCUCUCCUUAGCUAUAAAUGGAGAAAGGUAUAAGAGAUU
Molecule: messenger RNA, 490 nt
Organism: Hibiscus syriacus
Lineage: Eukaryota; Viridiplantae; Streptophyta; Magnoliopsida; Malvales; Malvaceae
Exons: 1
Source: RefSeq, a predicted model, not a curated record